Molecule: messenger RNA, 1636 nt
Organism: Melitaea cinxia (Glanville fritillary)
Lineage: Eukaryota; Metazoa; Arthropoda; Insecta; Lepidoptera; Nymphalidae
Gene: eIF3m
Product: eukaryotic translation initiation factor 3 subunit M
Exons: 7
Coding region: 115-1269 (384 amino acids)
Biological process (GO): cytoplasmic translational initiation
Cellular component (GO): eukaryotic translation initiation factor 3 complex; cytoplasm
Molecular function (GO): translation initiation factor activity
Source: RefSeq, a predicted model, not a curated record
UAAUAUUUUGCUGGUACACGUACAGAUAAAUUCUUAAAUUAAAGUUUUACUUGAAAUAAUAUUAAUAACAUAAUUAGAUACUAUCCAUAUUGAUUAAAACGAAUACAAACAAAAAUGCAAGGACCAGCUGUUUUUAUGGACAUUUCGCUUGAAGAUCAAGCACAAGAAUUAAGGAAAUAUUUUAAAAGUCUUGGAGCUGAGAUAUCAGAGGAGAAGUCUCCGAAAGGUAUUGAAGAUGAUUUACAUAAGAUAGUUGGAGUGUGUGACGUGUGCUUCAAAGAGAACAAUGAAGCAGACAUUGAAGCUAUACUCAACAGUAUUGUCUCCAUAAUGGUUUCAAUUCCAUUGGAAAGAGGAGAAAACCUUAUCUUGGCUUUUAGCCAAAGGCUCACCAAAGCACCUGGCCCUAAACUUGGCAUGGUUGCUUUACAAUCAUUGUGGAGAUUAUACAACAACUUAGAAUCUAAUUCUCCACUGAGGUAUCAUGUGUACUAUCAUGUGAUAGAGCUUGCAGCCCGCGUUGGUUCUGUGGGUGAAGUGUUCAAGGGAGUAGAUCAGUUGAAAAGAGAGUUUGCUACAUGCCCACCCUCCAAUGAGCAAAUGCAAAAACUAUACAGAUUGUUACAUCAAGUGUUAAAAGAUCAAAAUAGUGAACUUGCAUCAAAAGUGAUGAUUGAAUUACUCGGCACAUACACUGAUGAGAAUGCAUCAUAUGCAAGAGAGGAUGCCAUUAAGUGCAUUGUGACAGCCCUGGCCGACCCCAACACAUUCCUUCUAGACCCUCUGUUGGCUCUGAAACCUGUGCGUUUCUUAGAGGGAGAGUUAAUUUAUGACUUGUUAACUAUAUUUGUUUCUGAAAAGUUGUCAAGUUAUCAAACCUUUUACAAUAAUCACAAGGAAUUUGUACAUUCUCAAGGUUUGAACCAUGAACAAAAUAUAAAGAAGAUGAGAAUAUUAUCCUUCAUGCAGAUGGCAGAAUCUAAUCCAGAAAUUACAUUUGAUGAGAUAAUCUCUGAACUUCAAAUUGAAGAGAAGAAUGUAGAGGCUUUUAUAAUUGAAGUGUUGAAGACCCGGCUAGUGCGAGCGCGCAUGGACCAAGCGGGCCGCUGCGUGCGCGUGUCGAGCACGAUGCACCGCACGUUCGGGCGCGCGCAGUGGGCGCAGCUGCGCGACGUGCUGCUGGCGUGGCGCGCCAACGUGAACAACGCGCACGAGUCCAUGAAGUCCGUGGCCGCCGCGCAGAUCGAGUACAACGUGCAGAAGCCUUGAGCUCAUACAGCCUAGUUUGUUAAGCGUCGGAGUAGCUGUUUCCGGGGGUCUUUUUGUGAAUUAUUUUACAAAGAGAAAACAGUUGAAAAUUUAUUUAUACUUUAUUGUAUAACACAACUAAGAACAUGAUGCACGCUAAAUAUAUUUUAAGAUAGUUACAGACAGUUAAAUUUUUAAGCGAUUUUAAAUCCAGUUAAAAAAUACCAGUUACAAAUAUGUUAUGUAUUUUGAGUUUAAUACACUAUUUGUACCAUUGCAGGUAAAUGGCCACCAAUACCCCCCCCCCCCCGCAACUAGCUACUCCUAUGUUUAUAAUUUUGUAUUAUAUUUUAUCUUUCUUGAGAAUAAAGCGAUAUUGGUCUACUUA